AAAACACCAUUCUCCCAGAAAAUAAAUAAAUUCUAAAUAUGUAUUAAAAGGUGAAGGAAGAGUUUCAUCUAAUCCUUCUCUUUCAUAAUUCUCAGUCUCUCUCUUCCUCUGAUAUUUCAGGGUUCAAAUUCUUCUUCAAUACCAGGUUUCAAAGUUGGUUCUGGAUUUGGAUUUGGGUAUUUUGUAUAAGAAGAGGACUUGGUUAUUCUAAGUUGGAUUGAACUUUGUAAAACUCAGAAGCAAAGAUGGUUGAAUCAUUAGCUGCAACAACAUCUCUUCUUGGGCAUAGACCUCUUUAUGGAGGCUCUUUGGUUAAGGAUGUGCCUAGCAAGAGAAAAUCUCCUAAAACUUGUCAUUUCCCUGUAACUAAAUUCUAUGGUCAAAGGCUUAUUGCAUCCUCUCCUUUGCCAAGAUUGAAACUUGGUCUUUUGGUAGUUCCACCUAUUAAGGCCCUUGCCAUGGAGCUGACAAAAGAGGCUUAUUCUUAUAAGGAGGAUAGGAUUCCCCAGGAUUGGAGUUAUCAGAUUGGUACUGGUUUAGAGGGAAAGCCUGGUUUGUGGCCACCAGAGAAUAAAGCAGAUAACCCAUCACUGCAUAAUCCUUUGCUUCGACAAGAAAGAAUGGGUUGCGGUUGGUUAGGUGCUAUAUUUGAGUGGGAAGGUGUUUUGAUAGAAGAUAACCCUGAUCUCGAGAGGCAAGCUUGGCUCGUUCUUGCUGAAGAAGAAGGGAAGCCUCGCCCCCAAGCCUUCAUUCUUCGAAGAGUAGAAGGUAUGAAAAACGAGCAGGCAAUCUCUGAAGUUCUUUGCUGGUCGAGAGAUCCAGCUCAGCUGAGAAGAAUGGCUGCUAGAAGGGAAGAAAUUUACCAAGCUUUGCAGGGUGGUGUAUACAGAUUACGAGCAGGGUCUAAAGAGUUUGUAAAUGUCUUGAUGCAUUACAAGAUACCGAUGGCAUUGGUUUCUACACGUCCUAGAAAAGCUCUUGAGACUGCGAUUGGAAUGAUCGGUAUUGAAGGAUACUUCAAUGUGAUUGUGGCUGCGGAGGAUGUUCAUAGGGGAAAGCCUGAUCCAGAAAUGUUUGUCUAUGCUGCUCAGCUUCUACAGUUCAUACCUGAACGCUGCAUUGUGUUUGGUAAUUCGAAUCAAACUGUGGAAGCUGCCCAUGAUACUCGCAUGAAGUGUGUGGCUGUUGCAAGCAAGCAUCCAGUUUACGAGCUUGGGGCUGCAGAUUUGGUGGUGAGACAUCUCGACGAGCUCUCAGUGGUUGACUUGAAGAGUCUGGCUGCUGUUGAAUCAGCUGAAUUUGGUUCUGCAGAGCCAGAGAUGGAACUUGAGGAAGAAGAUGAUAGAUCAUCCUCCACUUUAACAGCCGUUGAUGAUUAUAACUGGUAACCGUGCGAAUGUACAGUUCUUUAUUCAUUACUGAUUCUUGAUGAUAAUAGUUAUAUAUUGACAAUGCUGUGUAUAAGGAGGCAAGGCAACAAAAAAGAAAAGAGGGAAAAAAGAGAAAGAAAAAAAAAGAAUGCCAAAACCAAACAAUAGGAUCAGAUUAAAGGUGGUCUCCAUUAGACUACUUUAAUGUUAUCAUAUAUAUUCUCUGUACAGAUUUAUAUAUCUAUAUGUAUGUAUGGUACUUUCCAAGUUUA
Molecule: messenger RNA, 1642 nt
Organism: Humulus lupulus (European hop)
Lineage: Eukaryota; Viridiplantae; Streptophyta; Magnoliopsida; Rosales; Cannabaceae
Product: 5-amino-6-(5-phospho-D-ribitylamino)uracil phosphatase, chloroplastic
Exons: 2
Coding region: 246-1388 (380 amino acids)
Source: RefSeq, a predicted model, not a curated record